GCCGGCAGUGAGCACACAAGACACCUUGCAAUGAUCUCGCUGGACCUCAAUUUCAACAUUUUGACAAGGGACCUGUCUCAUUACCUGGAGAACCAAGUCAAAGUUGGACUCCUCGGCUCGGGAGUUGGACUGUCUCUGGUGCUGGGUUUCAGCGCAGCCUACACCUGCUACUAUCUCAUAUCCGUAGCCAAGAAGCCGCAGCUCAUUUCGGGAGGCAAGAAGUUCUGCCAGUUUUUGCGCGAGCAAUGUCCCAUAGUGUCGGAGACCUACUACCCCACCUUUUGGUGCUGGGAGAGCCGCAUCCAGACUCUCCUCAGACCAUUCGUCACAGCAAAACCCGGCAUCGUCUAUAGGAAUGAGCUCAUUAAGGCAGCAGAUGGAGGACAGAUCUCCCUGGAUUGGUUUGAUAACGAUGACAGCCUCGCUCAUCCUGACCCGGCCUCCAGACCCACAAUCCUCCUCCUCCCCGGCCUGACCGGCACCAGUCGAGAGUCCUACAUCCUGCACAUGGUCCAGCAGAGCCGGGACCUGGGCUAUAGAGCGGUGGUCUUCAACAACAGGGGAGUGUCGGGGGAAACUCUGCUGACGCCACGGACCUACUGCGCCGCCAACACCGAGGACCUGGAGACCGUUAUCGAGCACAUCCACACUACAUAUGAGGUCGCUCCCAUCAUGGCGGCGGGUGUGUCCAUGGGCGGGAUGAUGCUCGCUAACUACUUGGGGCGCAAGGGCCAAGAAACGUGCCUGAAAGGGGUGGCGGUCUUCUCAGCGGGAUGGGAUGUAUUCGAGUGCACGGCUUCGCUGGAGAAGCCGCUGGACCGUUUCCUCUUCAACUCCUACCUCACCAGCUGCCUUCAAGCCUCCGUGCACAGACACAGGCUGGUGCUCGAACAGUGCUACGAUAUCGACCACGUAAUGAAGGCCAGGACCAUCCGAGAGUUUGACGAGAGGUUCACGUCCAUCAUGUUUGGUUACGCCACCAACGACGACUACUACCACGACGCUAGUCCCGUCCACAGGUUGAAAUCGGUGCAGGUGCCUAUGCUGUGUCUCAAUGCUGCUGACGACGUCUUUUCUCCAUCUCACGCCAUCCCUGUGGAAGUGGUGAAGCAGAACCCCAACCUGGCCAUGCUCAUUACCUGCCACGGCGGUCAUAUUGGCUUCCUGGAGGGCCUGUGGCCAAGGCAGAGCACCUACAUGGACCGAGUCUUCCGACAGUUUGCCCGGGCUGUCAUCGAGCAAGGAAGUGGACUGGAAGACCUCACCUGAGAGGACCUCUACCAAGUGUCCCCCAGUCCCUCUAGUUCUUUACUAGUUUCUUUACUUCUGUCUUCAUGCAUUCCAUUUUGUCCUGAUUUUUCUGUCCUUACCUCCUUCAACCCUCCAACUUCCUUGCAUUCUAUCCUUUGUCCUUCCCUCACUGCAUUCCAUCCAUCCUUCAUUCCUUAUCCUACUUUCCUCUAUUGACUUGCUUUCACCUUUGUCCUCCAUGUAUCCGUCCUUUUCUCCUUCCGUGCCGAAACGUAAAAAAAAACAAUUGCUCUGAUUGUAAGGGCACAUCCUGUUAACUUCUUUCAACCUCAUUUAGUUUUUCUAAGUUGUAAUUUGUGACCAUGGCUUCAUUGAUGUUUAGAACAAUGAUCGGUCACAUUAGCUAGCUGUAAACAUAUUUUGAUACAAGUACUGUAGCAAAUAAUUCAAUCACGUACAAUACGCCCUUUAGCGUUCAUCCGUAGAAUUUUAGCCCUCAGGAAUUUCAUUUCUUUUUACUCCGGUUUCAUUUUAGAGGAAUAGUUUCACCUUUUGGCACUUUUUCUCCAUUUUUCGGACCCCUAAUAUUCAACACUCCUGCACUAGUUGUCCGUUAGACUACAGCUAAUGUUAAAAUAGGGCUAGCUUGUGCUGAGUUAGAAGUGACCAAAAAUAGUUCAGUUCAACCAUAAAAGUACUAAAAUAUAUUAGUUAUUAUUAAAUUUACAAGUGCGUAAAGCAACUAAGCAGAUCCUUGAUCCCGCCCACCUUCUCUUGAUUGACAGAUGAACAAAUUUACAAAAAAAAUUAGAGAUGUCCGAUAAUGGCUUUUUUGCCGAUAUCCGAUAUUGUCCAACUCUUAAUUACUGAUUCCGAUAUCAACCGAUACCGAUAUAUACAGUCGUGGACUUAAAGGCCUACUGAAAUGAAUUUUUUAAAUUUAAACGGGGAUAACAGAUCCAUUCUAUGUGUCAUACUUGAUCAUUUCGCAAUAUUGCCAUAUUUUUGCUGAAAGGAUUUAGUAUAGAACAACGACGAUAAAGUUCGCAACUUUUGGUCGCUGAUAAAAAAAGGCCUUGCCUAUACCGGAAGUAGCGUGACGUCACAGGAGGAAGGAUUCCUCACAAUUCCCCGUUGUUUACAACGGAGCGAGAGAGAUUAUGACCAAGAAAGCGACGAUUACCCCAUUAAUUUGAGUGAGGAUGAAAGAUUUGUGGAUGAGGAACGUUAGAGUGAAGAACUAGAGAGGCAGUGCAGGGUGUAUCUAUUUUCGCUCUGACCGUAACUUAGGUGCAAGGUCUCAUUGGAUUCCACACUUUCUCCUUUUUCUAUUGUGGAUCACGGAUUUGUAUUUUAAACCACUUCGGAUACUAUAUCCUCUUGAAAAUGAGAGUCGAGAACGCGAAAUGGACAUUCACAGUGACUUUUAUCUCCACGACAAUACAUCGUUGACGCACUUUAGCUACGGAGCUAACGUGAUAGCAUCGGACUCAAAUGCAGAUAGAAACAACAUUUAAAAAAACCCUGACUGGAAGGAUAGACAGAAGAUCAACAAUACUAUUAAACCAUGAACAUGUAAAUACACGGUUAAUAAUUUCCAGCCUGGCGAAGCUUAACAAUUGAAGCUAACUACGGAGCGGCGGCGGCGGCGGGUGUUGUAGCUUUCCACGACACCCCGGCCGCCAUCAGAGUCAGCAAGAAACAUAUUUCCCCAAAGUUACGUACGUGACAUGCACAUAGCGGCACGCACGUACGGGCAAGCGAUCAAAUGUUUGGAAGCCAAAGCUGUACUCACAGUAGUGCGUCUUGUAUCCAGCUCAAACACAACACAACCUCCUGAUUGUGUUGCUGUAGUCCGCUGCUAAUACACCGAUCGCACCUACAACUUUCUUAUUUGCAGUCUCCAUUCUCCAUUAAACAAAUUGCAAAAGAUUCACCAACACAGAUGUCCAGAAUACUGUGGAAUUGUUCGAUGAAAACAGAGAAGUUUGUAUGGUGACACAUUGGGUACGAAUACUUCCGUUGCCGUCGUGACGUCACGCGCAUACGUCAUCAUGCAUAGACGUUUCCAACCGGAAGUUUAGCGGGAAAUUUAAAAUUGCACUUUAUAAGUUAACCUGCCCGUAUUGGCAUGUGUUGCAAUGUUAAGAUUUCAUCAUUAAUAUAUAAACUAUCAGACUGCGUGGUCGGUAGUAGUGGCUUUCAGUAGGCCUUUAACACAUUAUUAUGGCUAAUUUUGUUGUGAUGCCCCGCUGGAUGCAUUAAACAAUGUAACAAGGUUUUCCAAAAUAAAUCAACUCAAGUUAUGGAAAAAAAAUGCCAACAUGGCACUGCCAUAUUUAUUAUUGAAGUCACAAAGUGCAUUAUUUUUUCUAACAUGCCUCAAAACAGCAGCUUGGAAUUUGGGACAUGCUCUCCCUGAGAGAGCAUGA
Entelurus aequoreus (snake pipefish) is the source of this 3683-nucleotide messenger RNA. RefSeq names its product abhydrolase domain containing 3, phospholipase (gene abhd3). Lineage: Eukaryota; Metazoa; Chordata; Actinopteri; Syngnathiformes; Syngnathidae. Gene Ontology annotation, biological process: medium-chain fatty acid catabolic process; phosphatidylcholine metabolic process; medium-chain fatty acid biosynthetic process. The coding region runs from base 31 to 1269 and encodes 412 amino acids. The record is from RefSeq and is a predicted model, not a curated record. Gene Ontology annotation, molecular function: glycerophospholipid phospholipase A1 activity; A2-type glycerophospholipase activity; monoacylglycerol lipase activity. The transcript is spliced from 9 exons.